AUGAGAGUCCAACCCAGAGCGAGACUUCAGCAAGCAUUUACUCAGGAGGAUUUGCACCUGUUCAGUCAAACGUGCAGUAAGACAACAGAUCCAUCAGAUUAUCCCCUAUCUAUCGGGAUCUCCAAGAAUGUAGUGGUGUACUCUGGAGAUGUAUUGCGGGAAAAAUCGAGGCAAUCCCAUCAAUCAAGGGAAGAUGUGAUGGAUGAACUUCACAGAUGUUUAGGUACAGGACCAGGUGUAUUCGUUGUGAAAGGCUUUGAGAGGGAUUUGGAAGUGAUAGCGCGCACGAAUGAGGUGUUCAAGAACAUAAUUGAAAGGGAGAAAGAACAUGCAAAGGGGGAUCAUUUCGCUGCUGCUGGAACCAAUGAUAGGAUUUGGAAUUCAUUUCAAAAACAUGCUGUUGAAGAUCCACAAAGCUUUGUUACUUAUUAUUCCAACGAGUUACUAGCAAUGGUAUCGGAAGCUUGGCUGGGUCCAGGAUAUCAAGUUACCGCUCAAACAAAUAUCGUCAAGCCAGGAGGUCAACCCCAAAAGCCUCAUCGAGAUUAUCAUCUAGGGUUCCAAUCAGAAGAGACCGCCUCCAAAUUCCCCAUCCCCACUCAAAUUGCUUCAGCAAUGCUAACCUUGCAAGGAGCAGUCGCGCAUUCCUCGAUGCCUCUAGACUCAGGUCCAACACAGCUACUCCCUUACUCUCAACAAUUCGAACAUGGUUAUCUAGCUUAUCGACAUCCUGAGUUCGUCGAUUUUUUCAAUCAACACAUGAUUCAAAGCGAAUUGGAAAUUGGAGAUGCGAUUUUCUUCAAUCCUGCAUUGUUCCAUGCUGCAGGUGAGAAUCGCACAACCAACCUACAUCGAAUAGGUAAUCUCCUUCAGAUCUCGGCUUGUUGGUCCAAGCCUAUGGAAACUAUUGAUUAUCCCACUAUACUACGUUCCACCUGGUGUCAUGUGAAAAAUUUUAUCGACCAUCUGGAAGGGGGUACAGAAAACCCUGUCGCGAAGGCUUUGCUACAAGCUAUUUCCGAUGGAUAUUCGUUCCCUACUAAUCUUGAUAAAGACCCUCCUCCUGCUAAUAGUCAUUGCCCUGAGACCCAAUUGGAUAGGAUUACUGUAGGUGUCAAAGAGGGAUGGACAAUGGAUACGUUAGAGAAGAAUAUCAAGCAAUUGCAAGAUAAGCGAAUUGCCUGA
Messenger RNA from Kwoniella botswanensis, 1185 nucleotides. RefSeq lists its product as uncharacterized. The record is from RefSeq and is a predicted model, not a curated record. Lineage: Eukaryota; Fungi; Basidiomycota; Tremellomycetes; Tremellales; Cryptococcaceae. Gene Ontology annotation, biological process: fatty acid alpha-oxidation. Gene Ontology annotation, molecular function: phytanoyl-CoA dioxygenase activity. The transcript is spliced from 5 exons. The coding region runs from base 1 to 1185 and encodes 394 amino acids.